Molecule: messenger RNA, 1178 nt
Organism: Pseudo-nitzschia multistriata
Lineage: Eukaryota; Bacillariophyta; Bacillariophyceae; Bacillariales; Bacillariaceae
Source: the annotation of a GenBank genome assembly
CACAAAUCUUUCGAAUUCAGUUCCAAAACACUAUCGCUACAAUAGCCAAUUCUUUUCGACCAAAUUAUCACAAUGAAGUUUGUUCUACCUGCUGUCGUUGCUGCCUUGGCCUCCUCUUCUAUUGAAGCCUUUACCGCGAAGAUUUCUCCACGUACCACGACUCAAUUGAAGGCCGUCCGUAGCAGUUCCGACGCUCUCGUCGCGGAGGCCCUGGCAUUGUCCAACAAGUACGGUGCUACUUCCAAGGAAGCUCGGUUGGCAUGGGAAGCUGUUGAGGAAAUAAAUGCAAGCGACAACAGGUGAGUUUUGCCAACUAUGAUCGCGUGACUUCUUGUCACGGUAUCGGUGUUUGGCGUCGUAAAUUCAUUCUCUCCAGACCUCGUAGAAUGAUGCAAAUUCAUUCUUUGGCAUCAAGCAAUUUCAGAAAAUUGUCGUUUGUUUCAGUUCAUAAUUAUUACGAAGGACUAUCAUUUUUCUUUUCUUCUAACCUUCCUCGAUGCACGUACGACAUAACAACUAACUCAACAACAAUAAUUACGCACACAAUAGUGUGGCAUCCAUGGGCAACUUGAACGACGAGUGCGACGUUGAGGUCGUCUCUCAGGACUGUCUCGAAUACAACGCGGCCCUCGAGGAACUUCAAGAGUUGCUCCAGGCUAACCAGCCCAAGAUAUCGGCUCUUUCCGAAGACAUUUCCAAGACUGUCAGCAACGUAAAACUUUCGGUUCCCAAUGCUUCUGCUGCUCCCCAGAGCAAGGAAUUACAAGCAGCCCUUGAGGAAGCCCGUCGCAUCACUGCCGAGGAAGGCACCACUUCGCCAAACGCCGCCGUUGCCUGGGAGACUGUGGAACAAAUCGCCGCACGUGGAAACACCAACGCGAUCGGCGCCAAGCUCACAGAAGACGAAUGCUUCCUGGAAGCCGCUCAAGAAGCCUGUGCCGCAUUGGAAGAAUUGUCCCGAAUCAUCGAAAACCGAAAUUAAUUUUUUGGUUCUCAUCAGUUUGAAGGACUUGACUCGAUGGUCUCGGACAGGGUCCAUUAAGGAAAGGAUGUUACUCUAUACUUCUCAUUGUUACCUUCUCCUCAUUAUAACUUUUAGAACAUAGCCUUACAGCUAGACAUAGCAGUAGAAAUCGACACCACAGUGGAGUGUCAGUGUAUAAAUCAUGUCUACCGUU